GCUCGCUGCAGUAUCUCAGUGCAACACCACCGAUCCAGAGUACACCAGUUGAGCUCGAGCUCUAGUCGUUUCAGCACCUCCAUGUCCAUGAUCAGGAGGGCGGCGCAGCAGGCGACACGGUUCGCCAUGGGACGACCGCACGUCCCGCGCAAUGCGCCCGCUGCGAGGAGCCUUCAUCAGGCGUCCGCCGGCAGCAGCAAGAAGAUCGUGGGCGUGUUCUACAAGGGCGGCGAGUACGCCGACCGGAACCCCAACUUCGUCGGCUGCGCCGAGCACGCCCUCGGCAUCCGCGGCUGGCUAGAGUCGCAGGGCCACCAGUACAUCGUCACCGACGACAAGGACGGCCCCAACUGCGAGCUGGAGAAGCACAUCGCGGACGCGCACGUGCUCAUCACCACGCCGUUCCACCCGGCGUACGUGACCGCGGACCGCAUCGCGCGCGCCAAGAACCUGGAGCUGCUCCUCACGGCGGGGAUCGGCUCCGACCACGUCGACCUGCCGGCGGCCGCCGCCGCGGGGCUCACCGUCGCCGAGGUCACCGGCAGCAACACGGUGUCGGUGGCCGAGGACCAGCUCAUGCGCGUCCUCGUCCUCGUGCGCAACUUCCUGCCGGGCCACCACCAGGUCAUCAGCGGGGAGUGGGACGUGGCCGGCGUCGCGCACCGCGCGCACGACCUGGAGGGGAAGACGGUGGGCACCGUCGGCGCCGGCCGGAUCGGGCGCCUGCUGCUGCAGCGCCUCAGGCCGUUCAACUGCAGGCUGCUCUACCACGACAGGCUCCGGAUCGACCCGGCGCUGGAGGCGGAGACCGGCGCCCAGUUCGAGGCGGAGCUCGACGCCAUGCUGCCCAAGUGCGACGUCGUCGUGCUCAACAUGCCGCUCACCGAGAAAACAAGAGGCAUGUUCGACAAGGAGAGGAUCGCGAGGAUGAAGAAAGGCGUGAUCAUCGUGAACAACGCCCGAGGCGCGAUCAUGGACACGCAGGCCGUGGCGGACGCUUGCGCCACCGGGCACAUCGCUGGAUACGGCGGCGAUGUGUGGCACCCUCAGCCUGCGCCCAAGGACCACCCGUGGCGCUACAUGCCGAACAACGCCAUGACCCCUCACAUCUCCGGCACCACCAUUGAUGGCCAGCUGAGGUAUGCGGCGGGGGUGAAGGACAUGCUAGAGAGGUACUUCAAGGGCCAGGAUUUCCCGGUGCAGAAUUACAUCGUCAAGGAAGGCAAGCUCGCGGGCCAGUACCAGUGAGCAUACAUGAAAAGAUGCAGCUGCAUUGUGCGAAGCCAGCUGCUGCCUCAGCCUCCUCUGCGACUAUACAUAUGUCGAUCGAUCACCACAAAUAAAAGUCACGUAAAAUGACAUUGCCGUCAUGGCGGUUAUGGAUGAAAACUCGUUCCAUUUUCCAACUUUCCUUCCUUUAUUUGGUUGAAGCUUGCAAUGUCUAAUGACCUUUGAUACAAAGUACUAAGACAACAGCAUUGCAUUGCUAUAUAUGUUGGCCUUUAUUUACCUA
Molecule: messenger RNA, 1513 nt
Organism: Setaria italica (foxtail millet)
Lineage: Eukaryota; Viridiplantae; Streptophyta; Magnoliopsida; Poales; Poaceae
Product: formate dehydrogenase 2, mitochondrial
Exons: 6
Coding region: 82-1248 (388 amino acids)
Cellular component (GO): chloroplast; mitochondrion
Molecular function (GO): NAD binding; oxidoreductase activity, acting on the CH-OH group of donors, NAD or NADP as acceptor; formate dehydrogenase (NAD+) activity
Source: RefSeq, a predicted model, not a curated record